Molecule: messenger RNA, 3131 nt
Organism: Misgurnus anguillicaudatus (oriental weatherfish)
Lineage: Eukaryota; Metazoa; Chordata; Actinopteri; Cypriniformes; Cobitidae
Gene: frmd3
Product: FERM domain containing 3
Biological process (GO): actomyosin structure organization
Cellular component (GO): cytoskeleton
Molecular function (GO): cytoskeletal protein binding
Source: RefSeq, a predicted model, not a curated record
UAAUUUGGAAGGAAAGUUAAGAAAAUAUCGCGCAGUAAGUGCCGUUGUUAUGGCAACGCAUCAUGUGUAAGAAUACUGUCACAGGUGAAGCGCCGCUGACGUCGGUGAUGUGACUGAACUGAUGGAGGGAGGCGCGCGUUCAUGAGGGGGGUGGGGGGCAGAAAAGGGGAAUCGACCGUUCUCCCGGUCAUGUAACGUGACAUCUCUCCUGCUGGCGAGUGGCAACAUAAGCGACGCGUAACCGACACAACGACCUCUCAGGCACCGAAUGCGCAUUGCUUUGCUAUGCGGAACCGUGAGCCAUGAAAAUGCUUCGUUUCCGGAGCCCGAGCAUCUCAUCUCUCCCGCAGGAGGUCCAGUGCACGAUUCGGCUGCUCGACGACUCCGAGAUCGCGUGCAGCAUCCAGAGAGACACUAAGGGUCAGUUUCUCUUGGAUCAUGUGUGCAAUCAUUACAGUCUACUGGAGAAAGAUUACUUUGGAAUCAGAUAUGUGGACCUAGACAAACAAAGGCAUUGGCUGGACCCAAGUAAACUAGUGGUGAAACAGAUGAAAUGUCAGCACCCAUACACUAUGUGCUUCAGGGUGAAGUUUUACCCUCAGGAGCCAAUCAAGAUCAAGGAAGAGUUGACAAGAUAUCUGCUGUAUCUACAGUUGAAGAGAGAUUUGUACCACGGCAGGCUGCUAUGUCCAUUUACUGAUGCUUCGUAUCUUGGAGCUUGUAUACUACAGGCUGAACUCGGGGAUUAUGAUGCGGAGGAACAUCCGGCAGACUACAUCAGUGACUUCAAGCUAUUCCCUAAACAAUCUCCCAGACUUGAUCGCAAGAUCAUUGAUAUCCACCAGAAUGAGCUAAGGGGACAAUGCACUGCACUCGCAGAGCUGAACCUUCUUCAGCGGGCUCAUACAUUGGAUACAUAUGGUGUUGAUCCACAUCCCUGCAAGGAUUUUACAGGAUCCACAGCAUUUCUAGGAUUCACUGCAAGAGGGUUUGUGGUUUUCCAAGGAAAUAAACGGAUCCACCUUCUAAAAUGGGCAGAUGUCAGCAAAUUUAAGUUCGAAGGGAAAACGUUUUAUGUGAUUGGAGUACAAAGAGAGAAGAAACUGGUUCUGACGUUCCACACCUCCACACCAGCAGCCUGUAAACACCUGUGGAAAUGUGCUGUAGAAAACCAGGCCUUUUACAAAUGUGCAAAAUCAAGUCAGAUAAAAACGGUGUCUAGCAGCAGCAUAUUUUUCAAGGGAAGCAGAUAUCGGUACAGUGGGCGGGUGGCUAAAGAAGUGAUUGAAGCCAGUUUAAAGAUUCAGAGAGAACCACCUGCUGUGCACAGGUGUCAGUUUGGUCAAAGCAGAAGUUUUACUUCACUCAGUCAUAAACAGCUCAUAAUGAACAUGGAGCCGCUUUUACCGGCACUGAGCUCUAGCAGGGAACACAGAGAUAUCUCAGCAGACAAUGGACUCUUGGCUUUGAAAGACUCCGUUCACUUAUCUCCACUAAAACCAUCAGUGACACCCGAGGAGGUGGAGAUAGAAGAUCUGGAAAACAUUCAGGAAAGACAAGAAGAUGAGAUGAGACCAGAUGAGGAGAGGAGAGAGACGCAUGCAGAAAAUGAAGAUGACACCGACAGCCUCACCAUUUCUGACACAGCGUAUAACCCAUGUGCCAGCAUGGUGCCAACACCAGUGGAGGAGACCCAGGGUGGGUUAGACGUGCUGUUCCAGAGCCCUGCGCGCCUGCUGAAGGAGCUCCAUGACGAUCCAGAGAUGCAGGUGGAGCUGCAGGCCGAACGAGAGCGGGAAGUUGCCAGAGAGGCGCUCCGCCAAUCGUUGUGCAACCCGUUAAACGGGCGGCAGCAGGUGCAGGCUUGCCUGCGCAGUGCCGCGCGUCUGGUGGUGAUGGUCGCUGGCCUUCUGAUGAUUUUACUUCCACUCCUCCUCAUGCUGCUGGAGUCGGACCUGGACAUCUCGUUCUUGCACGACAUUCGGCAGACGCCCGAGUUCGAGGAGUUUCACUACGAGUACUACUGCCCUCUGCGACGAUGGUUCCUAUGCAAACUCGAACUCAUAAUGGAGCAGCUAUGGGGCGAAUGAGACGCAUCACCAGAGAGGAACUUGGAAAGGGGGGCGGGAACGGAAUGAAGAAGAGGUUUGCUAUCAUACAUCAAGUUAUUUAGGCUCAUUCAUCGCUGAAAGUUAAGUGAAGCCAUACAACAGUUUGAGGAUAAGGAGAACUGCUGAUGGUGUCGCAGAAAUAAAGUAGUUUCAGUCAGCUAUAUAAAGGGCAUUAGCAAAGCACAUCUCGCAAAAAAAGAAAAGAAAAAUGCAUUAAAACAUUAUACAUUUUAUCUUUGUUAGUGUAGGCCAUCUCGAAAUGUUUUUUUGCAAAUGCUCAUACACUAAAAAACAUUGUGUUAGUCAGGGUCCAAAAUUAACUGUUAUUCAACCUGUCAAUGCUUUGGAAAAUGAUCUAGGUAUACAUCUGUUUUUAUUUUAUUGUUUGUGUUUUACUGGUCAUCAUACGAGUGAAUAUUGACACAUAUUGUGAUUUCUCAUAUUUUGUUUGUGGCUGUAACACCAGAAAUGUGACAUCUCUUAAAAGUGGGGUUAAAGGGCCGUUCACAUUAACGAUAACUAUAACUAUAAAAAAUACAGUUUUAAAAAUCUUUUAUAUUAAAAACGAUGAACAAUAUCAUUGGGAUCACUUUCUGAGCGAUUUUUACCCAACUGAUGAACGAUAAACCAUUGACAGUCAAUCAAAUCUAUUUGAAAAGACAGAUGACACUGUGGAGAAACUCAUUGCUGAGGUCCAAAACACAAAAUGACCUCAUGUAUCUGGGUGAUUCUCACGAAAACUUGGUUUUAAACAUGUCAAGCAUGAAAAUGUAAAAAUUGCUUAAAUUUACUUUUUUCCCACCAGACAUUGAAAAACAAAGUCUGGAGGAAAUGGGAACAUUAAUUUAAAAACUUUUACUUAUCAUUUAACACUUUUUGUAACAUAAUUUAAAAAAUUUGUCCUAAAAAAUCUCAUUACCGCAACAGUCAGAAAACAUCAACACUGACAUAUUUUCAAAAUAUGACAUGACAAACCUGAAAGAACAUAAUUUGGAGAUUCUGCACAUGCAUUUAAAAUCA